AUGUCGUAUAGGUCGUGCAUGCCUCACGCAAUCGCAUAUACGCACCCCCACUCUCUAUCUCAUGCAGCUAAAACCAAGGUGCUAAUCACAACGAAUGUAAUAGCCCGGGGAAUCGACAUCGACCAGGUCAAUGUGGUGGUGAACUACGACAUCCCAAUGAACAAUGCCACGGGCAGGGCCGACACAGACACCUAUCUGCAUCGCAUAGGCCGUACGGGUCGCUUUGGGCGUAAAGGACUGAGCAUUAAUCUGUGCCACGACAACCAAUCGCGCAGCCUGGUAGACGAGAUAGAAAAAUUUUUCGGACACCCGAUAAAGAAGAUACCCACGGACGAUCCGGAGAUGUUUGAGAGCAUGCUUACACUGUGAAGUUUCGAAUCUAUCGGUCAACCUUCCUGAAUAUCUGCAUGCGUGGAUCUCCUCGGCCAGAAUUGAUAUCUACAAGCAAAUCUAUAUGCACUACCUGCAUUCAGCUGUCGUCGCAUGCGGCGUCACAUGGCCCAUACGCCUGAAAUGAGCACACGCUGCAAUACCUCCGGGGUUGGAAUCCCAGCACCAACACUUGUACUUGUGGCCAGCCGGCCAAUUGGAGGGGCAAUCUGUGCGUGUUAUGGUUUCACUGCAUGCAGGACUUAUGUGUGUACUUGCAAGUGCUCUAUAAGGUAGAGUGGCCCUGUGCAUGCAAUUGCUAUACUAAAUCGCAGACACUCACACCACCACCACGGAGUACACGGAGACCUUCCUGUGUGCAUACGUUCGACUAAGCACUGAGGGAGACCCACUAUGCCGGCACGUGCAUGGUCGUAAUGUCAGGUUGGUAUGCAUAUACGUAUGCGUCUAUUGUCCGAGCGGCGAACUCCGACUGACCCCACUUGCCUUCUCCAAAGUACGCGACGAAUGGGUGUUGCAAGUAGCGAGGACUUGGUCAGGAUAUUGCGCAUCCUCGGUAGCGACAUACUGAUCCAAGUGGGGUGUCGGUAACAAAAUUGCGUGUAUAUGCGACACUUCCUGACUUCGUAGUUCAUACAGGAUGAUGUCGGUCAUGUCGGCACUGCCUGUGGGGUUUUGUGGCUGUAGCGGUGGUGAAAUGCUGCCAAUCCAGGGUAAAACACGAUCUUGCGCACUCCCAUGGACUUGGAGGGACUACCAGGGUCACAUUGUAUCGUAACAAGUUGCAUCGUGCUGGAGGAACACUCGAUCUAUAUGGUUAGUGUGUUAUAGCUAUUGAAAUAGGAAUUGUCAUCUCCGUUUGUUGGUGUGAAGGUCGACGAUGUAUUCACAUUUUCAACGCUCAAGGAUAUGACCAAAUCCAUUAAAAGCACCUUGAAGCUGUGCGAUGUAGCCGACUGCACUUCAGAAAAUGGUAUCAUGAGAUCAUGAGAGAUGUUGAAAGUGAGGUAAACUGACAGGUUGUCACAUGAUUGUUUAUACACUCGCGUAUUUACUGCAGCACUUUUCCCCCACGAAUUAAACG
Messenger RNA from Sphaeroforma arctica JP610, 1474 nucleotides. RefSeq lists its product as hypothetical. Gene Ontology annotation, cellular component: cytoplasmic stress granule; nucleus. The record is from RefSeq and is a predicted model, not a curated record. The transcript is spliced from 3 exons. NCBI's taxonomy places the organism in Eukaryota, Ichthyosporea, Ichthyophonida. Gene Ontology annotation, biological process: poly(A)+ mRNA export from nucleus. The coding region runs from base 1 to 369 and encodes 122 amino acids. Gene Ontology annotation, molecular function: RNA binding; RNA helicase activity.